AUGGCAAGUAGCGAAUCUGUGAAGGACAUGACAAACAAGUUUGACAAACUGAACAAGUUUGGAGGGCAAGAUUUUCGUACAUGGCAGAAGAAGAUGCAUUUUCUCCUCGCUACUCUGAAAAUGGUGUAUGUUCUGAGUACACCCAUGCUAGGAUUUAUUGAAGAUGAAACUUUGGAGGCAACAAGAAGAAGGUCAAAGUGGGAUAAUGAUGACUACAUCUAUCGUGGUCAUAUUCUCAAUGGUAUGUCUGGUUCUCUAUUUGAUAACUAUAAAAAUGUUGAAACUGCAAAAGAAUUGUGGGAUUUUCUUGAAUCCAAGUACAUGACUGAAGAUGCUUCAAGCAAGAAGUUUCUUGUAAGUAACUUUAUGGGUUACAGGAUGACUGACUUCAGGCCUGUUAUGGAACAAUUUCAUGAAAUGUUAAGGAUCUUGGGACAGUUUACUCAACAAAAUCUGAAAAUGGAUGAAACCAUUUUUGUGGCUAUGAUCAUUGAUAAACCGCCUCCUUUCUGGAAAGAUUUUAAACAUAAUCUGAAACAUAACAAAGAAGAAUUAACUUUGACUCAAUUUCGAAGCCAUUUACGGAUUGAAGAGUCCUUAAGGACUCAAGAACUUGAUAACAAUCCUUAA
Messenger RNA from Lactuca sativa (garden lettuce), 630 nucleotides. NCBI's taxonomy places the organism in Eukaryota, Viridiplantae, Streptophyta, Magnoliopsida, Asterales, Asteraceae. The record is from RefSeq and is a predicted model, not a curated record.